Musca domestica (house fly) is the source of this 1333-nucleotide messenger RNA. Its product is annotated as aldo-keto reductase family 1 member B1. Gene Ontology annotation, cellular component: cytosol. Gene Ontology annotation, molecular function: aldose reductase (NADPH) activity. The transcript has 6 exons. The record is from RefSeq and is a predicted model, not a curated record. Bases 111 to 1064 code for a protein of 317 amino acids. Lineage: Eukaryota; Metazoa; Arthropoda; Insecta; Diptera; Muscidae.
CUGUCACUUUUUGCAUUUAUUCAUAUUUACAGCCGGCUGAGACAGAUCGCGUCGGGAAUUUUAAUUAUUAUAAUUGUAAAUUAUUCUAAAAAAAGUGUAAAUCAAACAAAAUGGUGAACGUACCCAACGUUGUGUUGAACAGUGGCCACAAUAUGCCCAUUUUGGGCCUUGGAACCUGGGGAAGUCCCAAAGGUGAAGUGGCCCAGGCUGUUAAAGAUGCCAUUGAUAUUGGUUAUCGUCACAUUGACUGUGCCCAUGUCUAUCAGAAUGAACAUGAAGUGGGUGAGGGUAUUGAGGCUAAAAUCAAUGAGGGUGUUGUAAAGCGCGAGGAUCUCUUCAUUACCAGCAAAUUGUGGAACACCUUCCACCGUCCCGAUUUGGUACGCGGUGCCUGCGAGACCACAUUGAAGAACUUGAAAUUGUCCUACAUUGAUAUGUAUUUGAUCCAUUGGCCCCUGGGCUACAAGGAGGGCGAUGAGUUGUUCCCCGUUGAUGCUGAAGGCAAGACUGCCUUCUCCGAUGCCGAUUAUGUUGACACCUGGAAGGAAAUGGAAAAAUUGGUACAAGAUGGUUUGGUCAAGUCCAUUGGUGUCUCCAAUUUCAAUAAGAAUCAAAUUGAACGUAUUUUGGCUGUGGCCACCAUUCCACCAGCCACCAAUCAGGUGGAAUGCCAUCCUUACUUGAUUCAAAAAAAACUAAUGGAAUAUUGUAAAUCCAAGAAUAUUGCCAUUACUGCCUACAGUCCUUUGGGUUCACCCAAUCGUCCAUGGGCCAAGCCUGGCGAUCCCAUUCUAAUGGAAGAUCCUAAGAUUGUUGCAAUUGCCACCAAAUACUCCAAGACACCUGCCCAAAUCUUAAUCCGCUAUCAAAUCCAACGUGGCAACAUUGUCAUUCCCAAGUCCGUUACCAAGAGCCGUAUUGCCUCGAACUUUGAUGUCUUUGGUUUUGAGUUGAGUGCCGAGGAUAUGGCCAACAUUGAUAGCUUCGAUUGCAAUGGCCGUUUGGUGCCCUUGUUGACCGAUGCAGGAACCCACCCUCAUUAUCCCUUCCAUGAUGAGUUCUAAGCAACUCAGAUUUUAUACAAAUUUUAAAAAUUGUAUUUUUGGUGGGUCUGGCCAUCCCCAUCAUCCUUUUGAAAAUGAUGAAUACUAACAACAUGUGGAUUCAAAACAUCACUAACAAUAAGUUUUUUUUUUUUGCUGGCAAAGCCUUUAAAUGUAAUUUGUUAGGUAUUACAUAGAUAUUUGUAGACUUGUAACACCAUUGUGACCUUUAUAUGCUGUAGAAUAAAAUGAAAAACACAUGCUUGAAUAAAAAAUAAAAACAAAUAUAA